CGACCUAUCAAUAGCACUCAACGUCACAUGAUUACAAAUUAUUCUGCUGUGUCUCCGUUGCAGAUGAUCGGAUUGUCAAGGGUGUUGCAGCCACAUUACCUAGGACACCUGUUUGUGCUUGCAGCUGAUUUACGAGUAUUCACGCGAGCAGCGGAUGAGUCGCAGUUAGGUUAAAUUUCAUUACUCUGUGCGGACGAUUUUAUCAUUGAAGAUGAAAAUCUGUGGACCCAAGUACGCCUUGUGCGGUUUAGUGUUGUCCGUUUGGGGCAUAUUUCAACUGCUUCUCAUGGGGAUAUUUUUCUAUGUCCGGAGUGUAGCCCUAGUGGAGGAUCUUCCAUUGGGAGAGAAAAACUUCACUUCAUUCGAUCAGUUCUACGAUCUAGUAGACCGUGGUUAUACACAAAAUGCGUACAACUGCUGGAUCGCUGCAUGCAUUUAUGUUCUAACCUUCCUCUUCUCGGGUCAUCAGUUCUAUCUCAAUUCCAGAUCGUCUCUUAGCGUAUAAGCAAACGUGAUAAAUUUAGAGAUGCUGUAUUAACAUCUUUAUAAUUCCAUACAGCUGCAAAAUGUUAGAAUUUUAACUGUAUGGCUGUAUCAUAUAACUACUGUAUAAUUGUAUUAUAUAAUUUUCUCCAAGCGCAAUAUUUGCUUACAAGUAUUUAGGUACAAGAUACAUAGGUCCCAAAUGUUCUUACAUAAUGGCAAAAGAUAUAUUUCAUUACAUUAAUGUCCAUUAUUUUAUUUUUUAGCUAUAUUGUUAUAUCCAUAAUUUAUUCUAUCGAUAUAUAAUACAUGUGCAUUAUAAUAUAGCUAAGAAAUAGAAUAAAGUCAACAAAAAUUGUGCAACUAAUUAUGAAACUGAUUUCAUUGCGAUAUUGUGAUUUGUUUUAUUCGUUCACAUGCAGUAGUGAUAUAUUUCAGUCCUCAAAUUUUAAUUCCACUUAUAUUGUUACAUAUAUUAAAAUUAUUUAAUAAAUUAAUCAUA
Linepithema humile (Argentine ant) is the source of this 985-nucleotide messenger RNA. It is a transcript of the gene RNASEK, whose product is annotated as Ribonuclease kappa. Gene Ontology annotation, biological process: nucleic acid metabolic process. Gene Ontology annotation, molecular function: RNA endonuclease activity. The record is from RefSeq and is a predicted model, not a curated record. Lineage: Eukaryota; Metazoa; Arthropoda; Insecta; Hymenoptera; Formicidae.